This is a messenger RNA of Vidua chalybeata, 1570 nucleotides long. RefSeq names its product opsin 3 (gene OPN3). The transcript is spliced from 4 exons. The record is from RefSeq and is a predicted model, not a curated record. NCBI's taxonomy places the organism in Eukaryota, Metazoa, Chordata, Aves, Passeriformes, Viduidae. Gene Ontology annotation, molecular function: G protein-coupled receptor activity. Gene Ontology annotation, cellular component: photoreceptor outer segment; membrane. The coding region runs from base 57 to 1250 and encodes 397 amino acids. Gene Ontology annotation, biological process: G protein-coupled receptor signaling pathway; visual perception.
UGUGCGAUGAGGCCGGGAGCGAGCCGGGAGGCUUAACCCUGCUCCGGCCGGGAGCUAUGCCCGCGGGGAACGGCACGGGCACCUCCAGCCGCCCGGCGCCCGCGGCGCCCGAGCAGGAGGUGCCGGGCGAUCGGCCCCUCUUCAGCGCCGGUACCUACGAGCUGCUGGCGCUGCUGGUCGCAACCAUCGGCAUGCUGGGCUUGUGCAACAACUUGCUGGUACUGGUGCUCUACUACAAGUUCAAGCGGCUCCGCACGCCCACCAACCUCUUCCUCGUCAACAUCAGCCUCAGCGACCUGCUGGUGUCCGUCUUCGGCGUGAGCCUUACCUUUAUGUCCUGCUUGAGGAGCCGCUGGGUGUGGGACGCCGCCGGCUGCGUCUGGGACGGCUUUAGCAGCAGCCUCUUCGGAAUUGUUUCAAUUAUGACUCUCACUGCUCUUGCCUAUGAACGCUACAUUCGGGUGGUCCAUGCAAAAGUGAUUGACUUCUCUUGGUCUUGGCGCGCUAUCACGUACAUCUGGCUGUACUCACUGGCCUGGACUGGAGCACCUCUUUUGGGCUGGAACAGAUACACACUGGAAAUUCAUGGAUUAGGUUGCUCAGUGGACUGGAAGUCAAAAGACCCCAAUGAUACCUCGUUUGUGCUCCUUUUUUUCCUUGGCUGUCUAGUAGCACCUGUUGGGAUCAUGGCCUAUUGCUAUGGCCAUAUUCUGCAUGCAGUAAGAAUGCUUCGUUGUGUAGAAGAUUUCCAGACAGUUCAAGUGAUCAAACUUCUAAGAUAUGAAAAGAAGGUGGCUAAAAUGUGUUUUUUGAUGAUCUCUACAUUCCUUAUUUGUUGGAUGCCCUAUGCAGUGGUCUCCCUCUUGAUAACAUAUGGCUACAGCAACCUUGUAACUCCAACAGUAGCUAUCAUCCCAUCUUUCUUUGCCAAGUCAAGUACUGCUUAUAACCCAGUUAUCUAUAUCUUCAUGAGUAGAAAGUUUCGACGCUGCCUUUUGCAACUCCUGUGCUUUCGCCUGAUGAGGUUCCAGAGGACAAUGAAAGAGACACCAGCAACAGGGAGUGACAAACCAAUACGACCCAUAGUUAUGUCUCAGAAAGCAGGGGACAGGCCAAAGAAGAAAGUGACUUUCAGCUCUUCAUCUGUCAUUUUUAUUAUCACCAGUGAUGACACUGAGCAAAUAGAUGACAGCAGUAAACACAAUGAGACAAAAGUAAAUGCCAUCCAAGUAAAGCCAUUGCAGGGAUGAGCUGAAGACACAUGAGAAUUAGAAUUUCAGCCACUAGACUGUUGAGGCUGGAGACUUGUUUCAGUGGCAGUGUCUGGGGGCUGCCAAAGGAAACCACAUUCUUAAGCUGUGAAAUACUGAAGGGAUUCAGCCUCAGAAGCUCUCCAAGUAGUUCAUUUUUGGUCACAGUAUGGAAAUCUCUGCUAAAAUUGUUGAUGGAUGUCAUUACUCGGAAUUUCCUUAAAGCAUAUUUUAGGAUUGCCAUUCAGAACUUUUGGUAUUUUAAUGUUUUGUGUAUAUUGAGCCUUCAGUGAAUAAUUAAAUGGAUCUUAUUUAUAUAA